Messenger RNA from Abrus precatorius (Indian licorice), 1267 nucleotides. RefSeq lists its product as uncharacterized. NCBI's taxonomy places the organism in Eukaryota, Viridiplantae, Streptophyta, Magnoliopsida, Fabales, Fabaceae. Bases 543 to 833 code for a protein of 96 amino acids. The record is from RefSeq and is a predicted model, not a curated record. The transcript has 2 exons.
CACUUGAAAGUGGAAAUGACCAAAAACAAAAACAUAAAAAAGUAAACGCGGUUCUUCAGUUCCUGUAUUGUUUGCAGGCAAAUCUUUGUUUGAAUCUUAAUUAUGCGUUCGAUUUUAUUAUCUUUGUUUUUCUAAGCAGAAACGUGUUUUCUGAAGCGUGCGAGAGCGCACAUGCAUCAAUUCCGAUUCUGGUUGUGGAUUGUUUUCACUUUGCAACCAUACAAAUUUAUGUCGUUUUCUUGUUUCUUGACACUCAGAUUCUCUCCCUGCUCUUCCAUUAUGUUGGUCGGGUCAACGUUAAACUUUUGUUCCAUUUUCGUUCUGUUUUUCUCUUUGUUGAACUCUUGCUAAGGCUGCUACGAAGUUUCCAUUUUUGUUGGGAUUCACGAGUUGGGUGUGAUUUUGAGGCAAAUGGGUCAAAUGGGUUUCUUUCAAAUUUCUAUAUUUUCUUGAAUUUUCGAUUGAUUUUAUUAUUUGUUUUUCUUCUUGGGUCUGUUUCACCAAACGGACCACGGAGAGUAUUUGAAAGAGGGUUGUUGUUGAUGGAUAUUAAGUCAACCAAAGAUGCUAAUGGCUGCAUUAACAAACCUGUGGCUGUGGCUUCUUUAGAUGGUAGAAAGGUGGAAGAUCUUGCCAAUAGAGAUGAUGAUAGUGAUUCCAACUCUUUGUUGCCACCCCAAAGAGGAGCAAUGUCACGGAAGACUGAUAAGAUAUGUAGGAAGGUGCAGUGGAACGAUAAGAUUGGAAACAAGCUUGUUGAGGUGUUGGAAUACGAGCCAAGUGAUGUUAGCGACUCAGAGGAUGAGGAUUCUUGUAUCUGUUCAAUAAUGUAGAUACCAUCUUGUUAUGUUGUCUCAAACUUCUUGCUGGACUAUCCCAGGGAGCAUCCUUGGGGCCUGUGAAACCUGAAUUUGAAGUAGAUAUGAUGAUUGGGGACCAACCCUCCAAUAACCAAGAUAAGCAGCUCCUUGUGUUUGCCAGAUGUUCAGAUCCAGUUCAUCUUGCUGGAUUUUUUGUCAUGAUUUCUUAGAUGUACUUUUGUGAAUUCUCUCUAUUCAGAUCAAAAUAUACACAUUGCUGAUAGCAGCACAGCUUCCAUGUAUGUUAACUAAAUAAGCAUCAUGCUUAGUCACGUGUACUGUUUCUCUAAGAAUUAUGCACUCAAUUGCUUUAAUGAUGUUUUGAAUUAAAGGGGAUACAUCUGCCUUUUUUUCUUUAUUUUCCCAAUUACUCAUUAUGUGGAAUAAAUUUUUGUGAUUGAAGUAGU